Molecule: messenger RNA, 1100 nt
Organism: Harmonia axyridis
Lineage: Eukaryota; Metazoa; Arthropoda; Insecta; Coleoptera; Coccinellidae
Exons: 4
Coding region: 1-948 (315 amino acids)
Source: RefSeq, a predicted model, not a curated record
AUGUGUCGAUCGAAAACGUCGACGUUCGCAGUGCUGUUCCUGUUGGUUUUUUGCGCGGAGUGUACCUUGGUUCCUCAGCCCUCGGUGGAGGAGACUUUCAGGCAAUGUCUUCUGGCCACCCCUGUGGGGUCGGGGAGCAUGGGGCAGUGCUUGGGGGUGGGGGUGUUGGGAAGGCUGCAGAGUUUGGACAACGAGCCAGAAUUCGAUUUGGUUGAUGGAGUUACGUUGACCAAGGACCCGAAGGAUUACAGGGAAGCGUAUAGUCUUGCCGACAGCGAUCCUUCGAGCUUGAGAUCAAUUAUUGAUUCUGUGGGCCAAGUCUUCUCCAGAAAAAUGAGAUGGGACAUGAGUUCUAUUUAUCCUGGCCUCAUUAUGCACAUAACGCCAUCUCCUGGUUCAGCAGGAUUUCUGGAAUUCGCUUUAGAUCCUCACAUGGAAGCUGCAAACAGACAUAAGUUAAAAGAGUUCCGCACACCGCACCUAAUACUGGCUAAUAGUUUUUUGGUACCAAUGCUGCUGGGACUCAAGUUCAAGGUCAUAGCCUUGAUGCCUAUCAUCUUCGGAUUAGUAGCACUGGCUGCAAAGAAAGCAAUAGUGCUAAGCAAGUUGGCACUUGUUAUCUCUACUGCAUUAGGUUUAGGGUCUCUUCUCUUUGGUUUCGUAGGUUCAAAUGUCAAUCAUCAAGGAACAGGACCCCAAGUGUUCCACCAACCAUUUGCUCCACCGUAUCAUAUUAAUCGGUAUCCAGAACACCAUUAUGAAGAUUCCAGCUAUAGAUCUAACAACUUAGCAGAUGGUGUUGUAAAUAACGUAGGAGCUACAAAUGAUCAAAUUAAACUUCCUGAAAAUCUGCAAGAGAUAUUUUCAACUGGCAUCGCCAAAAGUGACAGAGAGAGUAAAAGGAACUUUGCUUGGAAUGAAGAAGAAAAAUUUAAGAAGGCCACAUGAUGCUUUCCUACCUGUACUUUGGACCAAAGUGAACAUUUUCAAUAGUGAUAUUAUGAUACCUAAGAAAAUCAGAACAUAUGAUAGAAGUAAUGUAAAAUAAAACUCAGAACAAUGCUUUUAUACGAUAUUACAAAGAUGUUAGAAAGACUGAA